UAGAUAUGCCAAUGUUGUUCUGUGUCUUAAAAUCCACCCUGGAGGCUGUACUGUAUUGCUACAGAAGAAGCAGGACACACCCUUGCUGCUAUUUAUAAAAAGAGCAAAGCCGGCUCUUUGCAGUGACUGACAAGCCAGGAAUCAGAUCCCUUCCAAGGUCAGGUUGUAUUCGCUGCCAUGGAUUUUGCUCCAGAGAAGAAAGAGGCCUUCAUCGUAACUCGAGAGAUCUGUGCUGGCAGGAAGAAGAUCCCCUUGGGGUCUAUAGGAUGCUUUGUGGAGGGCAAGCACAGCAAAGGUCGUAUAGUUGACAUGAAGUCCAGGCCUGUCAUAGCCCUGAUGAGCAGCCACAUAAGACCUCUCAGCCGACACCAGGCUGCCCUGUUGCUCACCAUUGAGAGCCCACAAAAGAGGCAUAGCCUGUUCUGCAAUGAACAGCUCUUCUCUUCAAUUUGCUGCCUGAGGAUCCACGAUGUGCUGCAACUAAGAUACGGCAGAGUGGCGACUGUUGGUAUUGUGAGGGGCUUCUGGGAACGGCGCAGGAAACCGGGCAGUGGAGAGCUGAGGAUGGUCCUCAUUGAGGUGGAGUUGCUGGAUCCAGGAAUUAUUGCCCUUGGUAACAGCUCCUCCAGGCUGAAAAUCGAUGCAAGCAAGAUUGUCGCUGUUAGCUCCAGCAUUACCAAUCCCGUUUGGUGCAAAGAGAUUGGCCAGAGAUCCCUUAAGAAAGCGGGCAGUUACAUAAUGGAGCACUUGGCAGAGGAUGAUGCUGAGACAGCAUGGGAACAUGACGUCCUGCAGAAGAUGGAAGGCAUCAUGAAGGGCAUCCAGGGGCAUUGCAACUCCUGCUACCUAGACACUACCCUCUACAGUUUAUUCAGCUUCUCCUCUGCCUUGGAUGGCAUCCUCUAUUCAUCUGACGUGCGCGAUGCAACAGUGCAGCAAAUCUUGAGGCAGCAGAUUGUGCAGCCUUUGAGACAGCAUGGCUAUGUGGGAGCUGAGAAUGUGAUGAACUUGAGGAGGUCGCUGCGAUGUGACAGCUUUGUUACAGAAGAGAAAGAUCCAGAGGAGUUUCUGAAUGUCCUUCUCAGAGAGGUCUUGGCUGUAGAACCCUUGCUCAAAAUCAGGUCAGACAACGAAGUGCUAGAAUAUAAUUGCUACCAGAUCCUUGCAGAGAAAGAUGCUACAAUCAAAGUGCCCACUGUGCAGCAGCUACUGGAAAGAUCCCUGCUCUCAUAUGGCUUAAAGCUGGAUGAGAUUCCUUCAUGCCUCAUCUUACAGAUGCCUAGGUUUGGGAAGAGCUAUAAGAAGUUUUCAUCAGUGUAUCCCUCUCUCGAGCUUGACCUCACAGAUAUGGUGGAGCAAGCUCCACGGGUGUGUUGUGUUUGUGGAGGAGAGGCAGCCCACGGAUGCUCACGGUGCCAACUGGAUUCCCUCCUGCAUCCCAAACUCAUUAAACUGUUUGAGAACCUUUCUAAGCCACCAUCUCAUCGAAUUGGACCGAAGCAUCCUUACAAAGGACUAGGACCCAACAGCCCUCCCACGAAGCAGUGCACCUUGGAUCUCUUUGCCGUCCUUUGCAUAGAAAGCAGCCAUUAUGUGGCUUUUGUUAAAUACGGCCCCUUGAGACACUCCUGGCUUUUCUUCGACAGCAUGGCUGGCACACUGGAAAAUGAGAAAGGAACUAACAUUCCUGUGGUCAAGGCCUGCCCUCAGAUUGGAGACUAUCUGGCUAUGACACCCGAGGAAUUUGCUACUGUGGACACCAAGCAGAUGGAUGCUUUUUCCAGAAGAUUUUUCUGCGAUGCUUACACAUUUAUGUACCAAAAGCCACAGCACGCUUCUUACAAGUAUUGGUUCAGAAACUGAGCUCUCUCUGAGCCAGAUCUUGGAGGGAGAAUUUAAAAGCUCACAAGGACCACCAUCUUUCUGUUGGGAGACAGAAGCAUGAAUGCUGGAACUGCCAGGUUAUAGGCUUCUAAUAAACCCCACCUCCAACGUAACAGCAUUGGUCUGCGUUAUAGCAAGCCAUUGCUUUCAAAGCCAUAUUUUCUGGACAAUCAUUUUCUGGAAUUAUCUUCCGGCUUACACACUGGUGUAAAGGUGGAAAUCCCUCUCCGCUUUGCAAGAUGCCAAGGAAGACUGCCCAAGUGAUUGUGGUGUGUUCAUCUCUACAACACCUGUAAGGUGAAUAGAGAUAUUUUCCUGAAGGAACAUCCCAACCUACCUUGACUGGCAGCAGAGGAUGCUGUACCUGUGCACCAGGUGGGCAUCAGCCUUGUUCACUGAAGGCUUCUGAAGCUGCUUUCAUCUGGCACUGAAAAUGAGCUCUUGCUAAUACAUACAAUUUAUUUGUUGAACAUUCAUCCUGAUUUGCAUCUACAAAGCUUACAUGGAGGUUAGAUU
Podarcis raffonei (Aeolian wall lizard) is the source of this 2400-nucleotide messenger RNA. RefSeq names its product ubiquitin carboxyl-terminal hydrolase CYLD-like. Gene Ontology annotation, biological process: protein K63-linked deubiquitination. The coding region runs from base 178 to 1863 and encodes 561 amino acids. Gene Ontology annotation, cellular component: cytosol. The transcript is spliced from 12 exons. Gene Ontology annotation, molecular function: K63-linked deubiquitinase activity; cysteine-type deubiquitinase activity. The record is from RefSeq and is a predicted model, not a curated record. NCBI's taxonomy places the organism in Eukaryota, Metazoa, Chordata, Lepidosauria, Squamata, Lacertidae.